AUGGACUUCUAUGUCCUCAAGCUCCUCGGUGUCGACGAGUUCCUUGAGACUCUCGUUUCUAAGUAUGAGGCUGGACCGGAAUCGGUUCAUCUUACAUUGGAUCUAUGUGGUUCAUGUCGCCACAUAAACGAGAAGAUCGUGAAGGACCUUAACGAAACUGGUCACGAUCUCAAACGGGUGGUUAUAGUGGAUGAUAACCCAAAUUCCUUUUCGAACCAACCCAAGGAUGCUAUUAUGAUUCGGCCCUUCGUGGAUGAUAUUUUCGACCGGGAGCUUUGGAAAUUGAGAAGCUUUUUUGAUGGGUCUGAUUGCUGUAAUGACAUGAGAGAUGUUGUUAGGCGCUAUUAG
Molecule: messenger RNA, 348 nt
Organism: Vigna umbellata (rice bean)
Lineage: Eukaryota; Viridiplantae; Streptophyta; Magnoliopsida; Fabales; Fabaceae
Product: mitochondrial import inner membrane translocase subunit TIM50-like
Source: RefSeq, a predicted model, not a curated record